AUGAAGAAAGAAGACGCAACAACGAAGAAAGAAGACGCAACGACGAAGAAGGAAGAAGCAACGACGAAGAAGCCAGAAGCCAAAGAAUCCGGCGCAACGUUCACCGUAAAUUGUGAAGACAUCCAAAAGAAGAGAAAACUAAAAGUAACAAUCUAUGUUAUUGUUAUUGUGGCUGUGAUUGUACUAGCCGGUCUUUUUGGACUCAUCUUCACCUUGUUCAAAGUGCCUGUCCCACGGUUCAUGCUUGACGAUGUCUCCCUUGAUCCCAUCUCAAGUUCAAAAGUGCUGGUGAAACUCUCAUCGACCAACCCAAGCUCCUCGACUCUUUACUACAGCGAGAUGAGUCUACACGUGCAGCUCGAAGAAAUUUUCGAGACGGAGAGGGUUUACUUGCAGAGCACGCUACAAGAGCCAGAUGAACGUACCACGUGGACAGGUGUCGUAGCAAGAAAUAAUGCCCAAUACGACAAGCCUGACGGUACUUUUCAGGUCAGAGACGGUGUGGAAAACGGCAAUGUUAUUGCAGAAGUAAAGAUCCAAAAGAAGAGUUGUAUGUUUAACUCGAAGAGGUUGCGCGUUACGUGUCCAGUUUUGUUCAACUUGAAAGACUUGACCGCAGUAAUUUCCAGACCAAUGUGUACUUGUAAGGUCAUUUAGACUUGACUGCAGUAGUUUCCAGACAUAUGUGUCGAAGGUUUUUAACCUUUUUAACUACUAGAAAAGUUUAUAGUUUUGCAUUUUGUAGCAUUGAUAAUUU
This is a messenger RNA of Eruca vesicaria subsp. sativa (arugula), 757 nucleotides long. NCBI's taxonomy places the organism in Eukaryota, Viridiplantae, Streptophyta, Magnoliopsida, Brassicales, Brassicaceae. The record is from the annotation of a GenBank genome assembly.